AUGAAAGACACAAACUUAGAUAUAACGCAAAUUAUAACCAAAGAAAAAAUUGCCCAACCCCCUUGGGCCAGCUCAUAUCUAAUUAAUACAGAACUCAGCUGUCUUUACAAACAACAAACCUCUCCUCAUAUUUUCAAAAGCUUCUUUAAAAGCAUAAUAAGUAACUACAAUGACUCCCAGGAAGUAUACACUGACGGAUCUAAAACUCAAGAAGGAGUAGGUUUCUCAAUAAUAUUCCCAAAUAAAAUAUUUUUACACAAACUACCUCCUUAUUGCUCCAUAUUCACAGCUGAAGCUUUAGCCAUCCUCAUGGCCAUUGAGACAAUAUUACAAGAAGCUCAUUCGAAUUUCAUCAUUCUCAGCGAUUCAUUAAGCACGAUAAGAAGCCUGCAGAACCCUUUCAAUCCCGGUGAUAUUGCAUCCAAAAUUCUGAACAACCUCACCUUAGCGUCCGGUCUAGGUAAAAACAUAGUCAUCAUGUGGAUACCUGGUCACUCGGGAAUAAUAGGUAAUGAAGUAGCCGACGAACACGCCUCAACAGCCAUCAACAACAAAGAUACCGUCUUAAUUAAUAAAAUAGACAUACAUCGUUGGACAAACCCUAACAUCAACCGUAAAGAAGAUACGGUUCUCAAUAGACUCCGUUCUGGUCACACCAGAAUGACUCACGGCUUCCUGAUGGCAAGAGAGGAAGCUCCCAUAUGUCAACCUGCGGAACCUUGUUAA
Molecule: messenger RNA, 726 nt
Organism: Metopolophium dirhodum (rose-grain aphid)
Lineage: Eukaryota; Metazoa; Arthropoda; Insecta; Hemiptera; Aphididae
Exons: 2
Coding region: 1-726 (241 amino acids)
Biological process (GO): DNA replication, removal of RNA primer
Molecular function (GO): nucleic acid binding; RNA-DNA hybrid ribonuclease activity
Source: RefSeq, a predicted model, not a curated record